This is a messenger RNA of Benincasa hispida (wax gourd), 568 nucleotides long. Its product is annotated as chaperonin 60 subunit beta. The record is from RefSeq and is a predicted model, not a curated record. NCBI's taxonomy places the organism in Eukaryota, Viridiplantae, Streptophyta, Magnoliopsida, Cucurbitales, Cucurbitaceae.
UUUAAAAAAAAUGAAAAGUGGUUUAAUAUUACAUAAUUAUCAAAUAACAAUAUCUAAAAGAUGUAUUAAACGAAAAUUUUUUUACUAAGAGACAAGAAAUACAGAGGGUGAAUGAAAAAGUCGACACGUAGAAAUCUACAGUGAUUUCCAUCGCAGAGCUCUGAGUCGUGUCGUAAUUUCGCGGCCUCUUGUUAAUGGCUACGGGCUUUUGGCCUUUUGUUCCUACUCUUACACGCAGAAUAGGAACUUGACGAAGAAGAAGAGGAUGAUGAUCGGUUUGAGCAUUCAAGGCCUAUUAGAUUUGUUCGUCGCCGGAGUUUCUCUCGUCAUCGGUUUGGGAAUUUUCGCUCUUAUUGCUUCCAUUCUUUGCUCUGCUGCUUUCUUGAACUGUGCCAAGGAUGUUUCCUAAUCCAGCUUUCCAUCGGAGAUCGAAUGCUUUGGUAAUUAAACUUUGAUUGAUGAAAGGGAAGGGAUGGAUGCAAUUGGAUUUGAGGAAUUCUGUAAUUAGUUUUUCUUUUUCUUUCUCGAAUACACCAUACCACGGAUCCCAUCCGGAUCCGCGACGAAC